AUGGUAAUUUACACACAGUCCCUACUCCACUGAUGCAAGUCACUUCCUCUCUCUCUCUCUCAGUCUCCUUCUCCACCCUGCUGUAGACAUGCAUGAAUUGAGGGAGAUGAUGAAAUGAGAGAGAGAGAGAGAGGAGGUAGGAAGGAAGGCAAGAAAUAGUAGGACAGUGUGUUGGAGGGCAGCCAGCAUACUGUAGUGUAGCAUACUGCUGUGUUGUGAUUAUGGAGAGAGCAUGAGUGCAGCAGGACCAAAACGAGAGGAGAAAGAGAAAGGGUGAUGACAGAGUGAGGACACUUGGCUUAAUGCCUCAUCAGUAAGAGACGGGUCAUGUUAGAAUCUGAACAAUAGGCCGACAGACUCAUUAACUCUUCUGGAUCAGUUUGGAUCAGAUACCAACAAAGGAUUCACAGUGUGAGGACAGAUGAACUUCGAGCCUCUAGGAAAAAAAACGCGAAAACAGAGGGCAGCAAACUACUACAGAUAUUUGGACUCAAGACAGCAUGCAGCAAGGAUCGAGCAAACACUGAAGAGGGAUGAAAUGGUGUGGAAAUGCCGCCUCUCUCUUGAGAAGUCCCACUUUUAAGUCAGUCACACAAGAGAUGGGGAGACGAGUGGGUGACAUGAUGACUCCGGUGCCAGUUUUAGGAGUUCCUGCUCUGGUUGGAGUAUGUGGUUUGAAGACAACCGGAGAAGACACAGCUGCAGGGGUCCUGCUGCACACGUGGGGUCUUCACUGCAGUGUCGGUGUUCAGACGUCACCGGGGAUUAGCAGACAACCAACCCAACAGCAGUCAACUGACACACUACCCGUGCUAUCAGAGAUAAAUAAUCAAAUAUUCAACAAGGAAACACAGUUCGAGGACAACGACAAAACGGCUAUUUUAAAACAGAAAAGUGGGGAAUCCAAGACCAAAAAGGAAGUGACUUUCAAAGCUCUUGGAGGCGAGACCUCUCACAAUGUGACCUGCAUUCAGAGGAACAGAAAUGGGACUUAUUGCUUUGCCAGGGCGAUCAAGACCAAUCCACACUUUGCAGAGAACAUAACGAAUGUCAGGCCUAAGCUGAAACCAGCUGUGCGUUACACUAACGGUAGCGUGGUCGAUUCAGAAGCGAUCGGUGGAAUCAGUGUUGAUGGAAAUGAAGCAGCACCAAUUAGAAACGGAACCUCUCGUGAAAGAGACCCAAUCAGAAAGCAAGGUCACCGCGCAGAGCAUUGUGGGAGGGCGCCGCUGUCAUCUGUUGCCCGACCUUUCGGCACAGUGCAGAAAUUAUGCAGCCUUUGUGGUGGGAGACAGUCUGUAACCACAAGAGCUGCCACUUUGGGGGAGAACAGCCCCGCUGUCAGCGCGUCUUCAUUAAAUUCAGCCCUCGCAGCGCUCUCGACUGGCACACAUUUCCACACGUCUCAUAUUGAGAGAAACAGAGACAUCAAGCCAAGUCAGGAUCAAAUCACUGACAGCGUCACAGACAGAGACAACGGGACACAGACAUUACAUGUGAUCAAACAGCCAAUCAACUCGCAAACCUCCCACAUGCGAAAACGGUCACUAUCACGCAAGCAACUAUAG
Messenger RNA from Solea solea (common sole), 1568 nucleotides. RefSeq lists its product as uncharacterized. The transcript is spliced from 3 exons. Lineage: Eukaryota; Metazoa; Chordata; Actinopteri; Pleuronectiformes; Soleidae. The record is from RefSeq and is a predicted model, not a curated record. Bases 534 to 1568 code for a protein of 344 amino acids.